This is a messenger RNA of Rubroshorea leprosula, 3180 nucleotides long. Lineage: Eukaryota; Viridiplantae; Streptophyta; Magnoliopsida; Malvales; Dipterocarpaceae. The record is from the annotation of a GenBank genome assembly.
CUUCUUCUCUGGGACUCGUGAAGUGGGAAAGGGGUUCAGUUAAGGAUGUUUCUUGCACAGUUCCCUCCACUUUCACUUCCCCCCUCAGCAAACGCCAACAGUCGUCUCCUUGUUCCUUCGCCUGCCACGUGUCUUUUGCCACCGCCACGCCUCUGGUUCGAUCGGAAGUUAAACAGUGUUCUCUCUCUUCCCCGCCCAUCCACGCACUUCCACAGACAACGCAUCAGCUGCUCCUCCUCCGCCAUGCCGAUUCAGGCCACCUCGUCUUCUCAGUUGCAGGAUAGUUUGUUGUAUUCGAGAGCAUUUUGGGUUAGUAAAAAUAUAAUUGCUUGGAAUGUAGAUGUUGGGGAUGGUUCAUGCUACUUGUAUGCUAGUAAAGUUGCUUCUCUGUCUGUUACGGAUGAUGGAAUUCAAGGGGAAGAUGUGACAAUCGAGCUUGAGGAAGAGAGUAGCGGUCUACCAAUAAAUGUGAUUGAGAAGUUUCCUCAUAUUCGAGAUUAUAGACCUUUCAAAGUGCCUCUUGCUUUGGAUGCCGAAAAUCUCCUCAAAUGCCAAUUAGCAGUUGCUACUUACGACUCUGGUGGGAAAUGCAUCAAUGCUACUGGUUUGCAGUUGCCUGGUAUCCUAGAUGAGUUAUUCUCAUAUGAUGGUCCCCUUGGGGCAGUUUACUCUGAAGAAGCUGUGUCACUUUACCUUUGGGCUCCCACUGCUCAGGAAGUUCAAGCUCACAUCUAUAAAGAGCCAGUAGGUGGGAGUCCCCUGGAAACUGUCCAGCUCGUGGAGGCUGAUGGUGUUUGGUCUGUUAAAGGAUCAAAAAGUUGGGAAGACUGUUACUAUGUUUAUGAGUUAUCCAUCUAUCAUCCAAGUACAUUGCAAGUAGAAAAAUGCUAUGCAAAUGAUCCAUAUGCUAGAGGGCUUUCAUCAGAUGGCAGGCGAAGUUUGUUGAUCAAUCUUGAUGCUGAGAAUUUAAAGCCAGAAAAAUGGGAUAAAUUGGCUGAUGAGAAACCUGAUUUACUUUCUUCUUCUGACAUAAGUAUAUAUGAGUUGCAUAUAAGGGAUUUUAGUGCCAGUGACAACACUGUGCAUCCUGAUUUUCGUGGUGGCUACCUAGCGUUCACCUUGCAGGACUCAGCUGGCAUGCUGCAUCUGAAGAAAUUAUCAAAUGCUGGUCUCACUCAUGUACAUUUGCUACCAUCUUUCCAAUUUGCUGGUGUUGAUGACAAGAAGGAGAACUGGAAGUCUGUGGAUUUCAAUAUUCUGGAAAAACUACCACCGGAUUCAGCUGAGCAACAAGCACAAAUUACUGCAAUCCAAAAUGAAGAUGGGUAUAACUGGGGGUACAAUCCUGUUCUCUGGGGGGUCCCUAAAGGAAGCUAUGCAAUUAAUCCAAAUGGUCCAUGCCGUACAAUUGAGUUCAGAAAAAUGGUUCAGGGACUUAAUCGCAUUGGCCUUCGAGUUGUUCUGGAUGUCGUCUACAAUCACUUGCAAGCAAAUGGUCCCUUUGAUGAGAAUUCUGUUCUUGAUAAGAUUGUUCCAGGUUACUAUCUCAGAAGGGACACAGAUGGUUUGAUCCAAAACAGUACAUGCAUGAAUAACACUGCCAGUGAGCAUUAUAUGGUUGAUCGUCUGAUUAUUGAUGACCUCCUAAGCUGGGCAAUUAAUUAUAAGGUUGAUGGGUUCCGUUUUGACCUUAUGGGUCAUAUAAUGAAAAGUACAAUGGUUAAAGCAAAAAAUGCCCUUUAUAACCUAACAAAGGAAAGGGAUGGAGUUGAUGGUUCAAAAAUAUAUAUAUAUGGUGAAGGAUGGGACUUUGGUGAAGUGGCUAAUAAUGGACGUGGAAUAAAUGCUUCACAGUUAAAUCUUUAUGGGACUAGAAUAGGAAGUUUUAAUGAUCGGAUUCGAGAUGCUAUGCUUGGUGGAUCCCCAUUUGGUGACCCUCUUCAGCAAGGAUUCAUUACUGGCCUAUUAUUGCAGCCUAACAAUCAUGACCACGGUACAAAAGCUGAUGAAGAACUCAUGUUUGCUUCAGCAAUGGAUCACAUUCAGCUUGGAUUAGCUGCAAACUUGAGGGACUUUGUACUAACUGAUUCUCAAGGAAAAGAGGCAAAAGGAUCCGAAGUUUUAACUUAUGGUGGAACACCCGUUUCAUAUGCUUCAUGUCCUACAGAAACUAUCAAUUAUGUUUCUGCUCAUGACAAUGAAACCCUUUUCGACAUUGUGAGUUUGAAGACUCCAAUGGGAAUCUCUGUAGACGAGAGAUGCAGGAUAAACCAUUUAGCAACAAGUAUAAUAGCACUGUCACAGGGAAUACCAUUUUUCCACUGUGGCGAUGAAAUGCUGCGCUCAAAGUCACUUGAUCGGGAUUCAUACAACUCUGGUGAUUGGUUUAAUAGAUUAGAUUUCAUUUACAAUUCUAACAACUGGGGUGUUGGCCUUCCUCCAAAAGAGAAAAAUGAGAAGAACUGGCCACUGAUACAACCAAGACUGGCAGAUCCAUCGUUCAAGCCUCAGAAGAGUCACAUCCUUGCAGCUGUAGAGAACUUUGUAAAUGUCUUAUGUAUACGGUAUUCCUCACCGCUUUUCCGUCUAAGGACAGCAAAUGCUAUCCAGGAACGGGUACGAUUCCACAACACUGGUCCAUCAUUGAUACCUGGUGUCAUGGUGAUGAGUAUUGAAGAUGGUCAUGAAGGUUUUCCAGGGUUAUCUCAACUUGAUCCUACCUACUCUUACGUGGUGGUUAUCUUCAAUGCAAGUCCAUCUGAGGUGUCGUUCAGUAGCCUUGCACUGCGGGCAAGGACUCUUCAACUGCAUCCUGUACAGGUGAUGUCAAAUGAUGAAGUAGUGAAAAAGUCAUCCUAUGAAGCUUCAACCGGGUGCUUCACUGUGCCCUCAAGGACAACAUCUGUGUUUGUUGAGCCUCGUAAAGUUUGAGCAGGUUGAAUCCUGAUUGUUCCUUUUCUGUUUAAGUAGUUCAGUGCUAUAAUAUGCCAGUAUUCCCUCUAAACCAUCAGGCCAGAGGCACAGCACUAGUUCUUCUUUCUACAGAGAAUUUUAACCAAGAUAUCGCUUGAAAGUCUGUAAACAUGGUUUUAUCCGCUACUGUUCUUAAGGAGACAUAAAGCAAAUGUUCUCUUUUAUGAUAAUAAUAAGCGGAUGGAUGAAUAAAGUUCCAGCACCGUU